AUGACGAGCGAGACCGAGGCGAGCGCGAUGGCCGAGUGCAUGGUCGACGCGGAAGCGCUAUCGGGCGUCGAUGCCAAGGCGCAGGAGGUCGAUCCCAAGGCGCCCAUGGAGGCAGCUGGCGGCGCAGGCGAAGCGCAGCCCAACGACGGUGGGACGCAGCCAAGCGCAGAGGUGGCGAAAGACACCCAAUCUUGCAUGUCGACGAGCAACGCACCGAUGAGCCAUCUCGACGACCCGCACGCUCCGAUCUCACGCGACGAUCUCAUGCGGUCGCUCGACGCGGAGCUCAACCGCCGGCGCCCGGAUACGUACAUCAUCACGCAGCUGUGCCACGACCUUGGCCACGUGCCAUCCAGUCGCCGCGCGCGCGUGUGGCAAGCGCUCUUGCUGCCGGGCGGCGCCAAGUCGGGCGAGUGCGAUAUCUUUGCGCCGAUCGACGCGGACGACGCCAACCAGCGCGUGAUCCGCGCGGACGCGCCUCGGACGCGGCCCAAGGACUUUGACGAGAACGAUCGGGCGGGCCUCGAACACUGUCUUCUCCACGUACUCACCUACUACUGCAAGUGCAAAACGAUCCGGUACAAGCAAGGCAUGAACGAAGUGCUUGCGCCGUUCCUCCUCCUCUUUGGCCUCGACGCGCCGGCCGCCGUGUACCAGUGCUACUACACGUUCAUCGACAAGUACCUCACCAACGUCUACUCGGACCGCGAGUUCCGGUCGCUCCAGUGCUCCAUGCGGCUGCUGCGCCUCCUCCUUCUCUACCACGACCCGCGCCUCUGUAGCUACUUGGACGAGCACGAUAUGACGCCCGAGCUGUACGUGACACCGUGGUUCAUGACGCUCUUUGCACGCAACACGGCGCCCGACGUGGUGUUUGCGCUAUGGGACGCGGUCUUGCUGCACGACGACCCGACGCUGCUGCAUUUUGUCGCGCUCGCGCUCCUCCAAGACAAGCGCGAGCUGCUGCUGCGCGCCGACCCCGCCGAGCUGCCGCAGGUGCUCACGAGCCUCAGCAUCACGAGCGUCGAGCACGCAACGUCGCUCUUGGCCAAGGCGCUGCAGACCAUGCACGUCACGCCCACGUCGUUCCGCAAGGACAUUCUCUCGGUGUGCUAUCGCCCGCUCACGGACCGGACCGUCUCGGCGCUCAAGCAGAUCGGCGCGACGUCGUGCUUGACGCUGCACCCGUCCGAGCUCGUGUCGUACAUGGCGCAGAAGGUCCAGGGCACGCUGGCCUCGAGCAUGAACCUCAUCAUCCUCGACUGCCGCCCAUUCCCCGCAUUCCAAGAGUUUCACCUCAGCCUUUCGUACCACAUUGAUCCGGACGUCGCGGCCAACCCCGAAGCCUUCCGCGUGCUCUUGGAUGGGUUUAGCCGCAUGAAGGACUGCCACUUUUGCUUCGUCGGCAGCAAGGCCAGUCGCAGCAGCGAGCCAGAGACCGCGGCCUUGUCGCCGUUGACCGACCCGGACCUGGUCGAUGACGUGGCCAUCUCCCGCUUCGUUGUCAUGUUUCUUCAACACAACUUUGCGCACGUGAGCAAAGUACUCGGCGGCCUCGACGCAGUCCGCGACGAGUUCCUUGCGACGCUCGACGACAGCGUCGUCGAACAACUUGUCGUGGGCGAGUACGUCGAUGACACGAGCGCGUCAUCGCUCAAGGUCAAGGCGAAGCGAUUGAUGGGGAAGCUCCCGACGCAAUCCGCGCUUCAGUCGCUCCAGCGGCUCAAGAGCACGAUCGGGAAGCCGCCGCUGCUCUUUGGAAAGGCGCCGACGACGCCGCCGACGCUCGACGGCGUGACGCAGUCGGCGCUCAUGGUCGGCGACGACGAGUGGGUCGAGGUCUGUGUCAAGAGCAAGGAGAUCCUCCGCCGCUCGUCCAAGUCGAUGGCCGACGACUGGAAGCGCGUACAUUUCGAGGCCGGGAAGCUCGGCAUUCUCUUCAAAGGCGUCGACCGGUCGCAAAUCACGGUCGACAGCAUCGUGCCGCGUGGCCAGGCCGAAGCAGCCGGGUUGCUUGAGCGUGGCGACGUCCUCGAGACCAUCGACGGCGCCAAUAUCCGCGGGCUCCGCUUCCACGCCGUCAUGGAGAUGCUCCAGCGCGCGCCGCGGCCCGUGACGCUGCAGUUCAGCUCGCCGCCGACCCGGCUCUUGGAUGUACUUGACGCGCUCUCGGUACCGCCCCACGCGCCCUUGCUCCUCCGCAACGGCCCGUACUCGCUCUCGAUCAUUUGGGACCACGUGCCCGGCGCGACCCGGUACCAGCUGCAGUACGCGCUUCAGUCGGAACACCGCUUCCAUCCGUGGGCCACGCUGGCCGUCAAGAGCCAAUCGGGCAGCGUUGUCGACCACAGCAGCGACGUGAGUGGCACCGUUGUGGGUCUCGAGCCGGGCGAGAAGUACCUCUUACGUGUGCGCUGCGGCACGCCGACCAACUGGGGCACGUACAGUGAGCCGAGCGUGACCAUGACGACGAUCGAGACUGCGUCGUCGCGCCGGCUCUUGAGCCCAAAGACUUCGCCGAGCCACGGUACCUCGAGUCACAACAGCGUGGUCGUCUUCCUCGCCGGCGAGUGCCCGGACGUGGUCGAGUCGGGUCUCUUCUACUACCGCGUCCUCCUCGGUCUUCGGGCGCGCGCCGGUCCGUCCUACGAUGCGUCGACCGAGGCGGUGGCGCUGGAGAAAGGGUCGCUCAUCAAGUGCGACGAGAAGAUUCUGCGCGGCCCGCACGUGUUUGUGCGACUCCAAGACACGGACCUGUGGGCGUUCGAGACGACGGCCGACGGCGCGCCGGUCCUCGAGCGGCUCGCGAUGGACAAGGAGCCGCCGCUGCGCCACAGCGAGAGCGUCGAGAAGCACAUGGCGACGGCGCCGUCGGGUCUGACGCUGCAGGCGACGGGGGCGACAACGAUCGUCGUGUCGUGGGAAGCGCUCUUGGACCCGAGUGUCACAAAGUACUGCAUUCAGUUUUCAAAAAACCGACUCGCCGCCCUCUGGAUCUCGCGCGACCUCGUGCCGACAGAGAACUCGUGUGUGCUCACCGAGCUCACGCCGGGGACAGCAUAUGUCGUGCGACUCCGAGCGGGGUACGAGACGGGGUACGGCCCGUACACGGCCACGUCGGCGCCAUGUCGGACAGGCGAUGCCCCGCCCGAAGUCGUCUCGCCCGACGACCUUGACGAGAGUAAGCCCGCCAAGCUCUUUACGAUGAACGGGUGGAUGGAGAAAGCGGCCGGCGCUGUCCAGCGCUUGACCAAGACCAACAGCAGCGACCAGCUCCCGGACGAGAGCGACGGCCGCCCGAUCUGGCGAGAGCCACCGCUCGUCAUCAACGUCGACGAGAUGAAGCAAGCGAAAGAAGAGUUUCAGUGGUUCCCGGCCAAGAAGCUCGUCGAAGAUGCCAGCGCCGUCGCGUGCGAGCUUGUCGUCACCAACGGCUACCUCUUGUCGGUGGAGCCCGAGGUCGAUCGGCCGGGCUGGGGUCGCAUCGACGAGCGCCGGCGACUCAAGCUUUUGACCAAGAUCACGUCGCGCCGCACGGUGCCCAACUCGGUCGUCUUCCACUUCAAGCAGCACGAAGACGACGACACUAUCGACCAUAUUGCGUUCAUCGUCGACGAGCGCAGCGCGUGCUUGGAGCUUGUCAAGCAGCGCUUCAUGGCCAUCACGGCGCCGCAGUAA
Molecule: messenger RNA, 3678 nt
Organism: Saprolegnia diclina VS20
Lineage: Eukaryota; Oomycota; Saprolegniomycetes; Saprolegniales; Saprolegniaceae
Exons: 5
Coding region: 1-3678 (1225 amino acids)
Biological process (GO): retrograde transport, endosome to Golgi
Cellular component (GO): trans-Golgi network
Molecular function (GO): protein binding
Source: RefSeq, a predicted model, not a curated record